Saprolegnia diclina VS20 is the source of this 1374-nucleotide messenger RNA. RefSeq lists its product as hypothetical. Lineage: Eukaryota; Oomycota; Saprolegniomycetes; Saprolegniales; Saprolegniaceae. The record is from RefSeq and is a predicted model, not a curated record. The coding region runs from base 1 to 1374 and encodes 457 amino acids. The transcript is spliced from 5 exons.
AUGCACCGCGUGAGCGACCAGCUGAGCGACCGGCUGCCGUACCGCAGCGGGUUCCGCGAGGAGAAGGACCCGCACGAGAUCUCGCGCGCAUACGGCAGCGGCGAUGUUGCGCGCUACUGCUGGCUCUUGUCGCCGGACGAGCCGCUCGACGACGCAGCGCGCAUCGAUGCCAUGCGCCAGCUCGCCGAGCUGCUCUCGUCGCCUGAGAACAAGGUCAAGGCCAUCGCGGCAGGCGUCGUGCCGUCCUGUGGCCGCCUCCUCACACUGCCGAAUCCGCGCGUCAAGGCGCACGCCGCCAACGUCGUUGCAGCACUCGCUUGGGACUUUGAAGGAGCCACAGCGCUGCACGCCGACCCGACAUUGCUCUUCAACUUGAACCAUCUCUUGAGCGAAGACGACGAGCCGUGCGUCGAGGCGGCGCUGGACGCGAUUGUCAACCUCACGAGCGCAAAAGAAGGCAUUGGCAGCGUGCUCGGGCGCGCGUACAUGCCCGAGAAACUCGUGGCCAUGGCGUCCGACGAGAGCACGCCGCUGUCGCCGCGCGCCACCGACCUCCUCUUCCAUGCGUUUGCCAACUUGACCAAGGCUGCCCACGGCGCCGAGGUGUGUACGACGUACCACAUCGUGCCAGCGCUGCUGCGCGUCGUCAAGAAGCCGCUGCACUACGCGCUGCCCGUGCUCCGCAGCGCCAUUUUGACGCUCUGGAAUCUCGCCACUCACAACUAUGGCAAAAUCGAAGCGAUAGGCUCGAACGCGGUCGAGCUCUGCACCAAAGUGCUAAUCGCGCUCCAGGCCGGCGCGAUCCCGUGCAAGGACAAGCCCGACCUCCAGCGCUGCUUGGCGGGGACGCUCAUGGCGCUUGCGACCGCCGAGGAGGCCAAGCCCAAGCUGCUCGCCGUGGCCGUCGCGCCGCUCGUGGCCUGCUUGAGCGAGCCUGCCGCCGCCGCGAACGCAGCCCAGGCACUCAACUACAUGGCCGAGGCACCGGACGGGCUGCUGCCGAGCGUGACGCUCUUGCUCGAUGACUCGGAGACGCUGCUGCGCGUCUUUGCGCUGCGUGCGAUCCCCGCGCUCACGACGCUGCUCGCCCAGCAAAUGCGCCCGGGCCUCGUCCUCGCCGCAUUCCAGCGCCUCCAGCUGCUUGAAGACAGCAUCAGCGCGAUGACGCAGUCGUUGCACCUCUACGAACACCUCGCACGUCUCUGCAUGCCGAACGACGACGCGCCCGAUCUCAGCAUCCUUGCGACACGCGUGCUCCACGUCGCCGCCCAACACGGACCACGGACCGCAACCCGCAUCGAGCGUGCGUUUGCGACCUGCGGCAUUGACGACCCGUCACUCCUCGCAGCGGUGCUCGAGCACGUGUCGAUGUAG